UAUUUAUAACAUUGCAACAGCAGCUUUCUGACAGUGAAACAGGACCAGCUCAUGGACUCAGUGCGUCUGCAUCCAGACCCUCAUAGCCCAGACAGCCUGUGAUAGACCUCCCUCAGACCACAUCUACCAGACCUCUAAAGAUCUGACCCACUAUGACAGAGGGGAACAGCAUGCCUGAAGGGGGCUUGGAGGAGAAGGAUGGUCUCCCCCCGGCGGAGGAGAAGAAGGAGAACGGGGACAGCAGAGUCAGUCUCCCGGAGAAGGCUCCGGGUCCGGAGGAGGUCGAGUUCGUGCACCCUGAGGGGGGCUGGGGGUGGGUGGUGAUGCUGGCUGCUAUGUGGUGUAACGGAUCGGUGUUCGGGAUCCAGAACGCCUUCGGGAUCUUGUUCCUGUCACUGCUCCGGGAGUUCGGCUCCGAGGACGAUGAUGACCUCCGCUUCAGGACAGCAUGGGUGGGCUCCCUCUCCAUGGGGAUGAUCUUCUUCUGCUCCCCCAUCGUCAGCGUGUUCACAGACAUCCUUGGCUGCAGGAUCACGGCUGUGGGCGGAGCCGCUGUGGGCCUGGUCGGACUGAUGGCGAGCUCCUUUGUCACGUCUCUGGGCCCCUUGUACUUCACCUACGGCAUCGUGUUUGCAUGCGGCUGCUCCUUCGCCUACCAGCCCAGCCUGGUCAUCCUGGGACACUACUUCAAGAAGCGCCUGGGUCUGGUGAACGGCAUCGUGACGGCAGGCAGCAGCAUCUUCACCAUCACUCUGCCCUUCCUGCUGUCAGGCCUGCUGGAGAAAGUGGGGCUCCAUAACACCAUGCGUGUCCUCUGCAUACUCAUGUUCAUCCUGAUGCUGGCAGGCUUCACCUACAGGCCCCUGCUGCCCGCCAAACCCGCCUCCACUCGCACCAGGAAGUGUCCGCCCCUCAGCCAGAUCUUCAACGUCAACAUCUGGAAGUCUCUGGGGUACCGGAUUUGGGCCUUCGGUAUCCCUGCAGCCCUGUACGGGUACUUCGUGCCUUAUGUUCACCUGAUGAAGCACGUGGAGGAGCGGUUUGGAGUCGACGCCAAUAAAGAAGUUCUGCUCAUGUGCAUCGGCAUCACGUCCUGCGUGGGCCGUCUGAUCUUCGGCAGGGUGGCCGACUACGUGAGCGGGGUCAACAAAGUCUACCUGCAGGUGACGUCCUUCUUAAUCAUCGGCCUCAUGUCCAUGAUGAUCCCUCUGUGUCACAUCUUCGGCGGGCUGAUCGCUGUGUGUCUGCUGAUGGGACUGUUCGACGGCUGCUUCAUCUGCAUCAUGGCCCCCAUCGCCUUCGAGCUGGUCGGAGCGGACGACGUGUCCCAGGCCAUCGGCUUCCUGCUGGGCCUGAUGUCCGUGCCCAUGACUGUGGGGCCGCCCAUCGCAGGCUUCCUGAGGGACCGGCUGGGCAGCUACGACGUGGCCUUCUACCUGGCAGGCAUCCCCCCGAUCUUCGGAGGGGCCGUGCUGUGUCUGAUCCCCUGGGUCGAGGCCCGACGCAAGAAGAGGGAGAAGGAGGCGUCUGUAGGCAAGGACCAGGGCGUCACUGAGAAGAUGAUGGAGAACGAGAAGGCUCAUGGAGACGCGCCGGGCAAGACUGGGGAGUCUGUCCUCUAAGCGUCCCACUGAACAGACUGACAGAGAGACGUGGGCUCAGACUGAGACUCCUGAGGACUGAGCGUCUGUGUUUUAAGAUUGUAACGGCUGCCUUCACUGGGAACCAGCCUGAAAAUGCCAAAGUGAUGAAACAUAUCAGAUUAGUAGGUUACAGGAAUGUGAUCUGAAGAACUAUGCAUUCGAUGAUUUGAAUUAUAAAGAUUAAUUUACAGCAGAGUAACUUGAAGCUGAAAAAGAGGAAGCUGCACAUGUGAACACAAGGGAAAGAGGGCGUGCUGGACCUGACCAUACAUGCAACACUAGAGUCAGGUAGACUUAGUCUCUCUUUACGAUGAGAUGUUUAAUGUAGAUACACCGUGGAUUACUGAUUACAGAGCUCACUGUAGGCUCCGUCAGGUGUCAAUCAUUUCUUUUUAACCUGCCGUCCUCACACGGGGUCCACCGCCCCCUCAGACAGUCCACCUCUCCUCACACGGGGUCCACCACCCCCUCAGACAGUCCACCUCACCUCACGCGGGGUCCACCACCCCCUCAGACAGUCCACCUCUCCUCACACGGGGUCCACGGCCCCCUCAGACAGACCUCUCCGUCUGUACCAUUUGAUUCUGCAGAGCUCUGAGGCCGGUUCAAAGGGACGCACAGUCAGAGGUGAGCUGUGAGCUGUGAGCUGUGAGCUGUGAGCUGUGAGCUGUGCACAGACACUUGAAGGGAAGCAGCUUUAAGCACAUUCACACAUAAAAACCAGCAGCUCAGGUCCGGUCUGUCCUGGGACUCGCUCAGACUCUGAACCCUCUUAAAGCAGGAGGAGCUCAUUCAGUUAGAAGUUAGAACUGAUCCAUCCAAGUCCUACUCUGUCUUGAUUUAGCCGUUAGCUUAGCUUAGCACUGACAGUGACAGACCGGUCACCAGCACAUGCCCUCCGUUCAGAUCCUUAACAUUUGAACACUCGUUCAGUGUUGACGUCAGCAGUGUUUCUCUCUGUUUCUCUCUUCUGCUUUUUUAAAAUUGAAACUCAGUAUGUGUGAGGAGGAGUGAACCCUCCUCCUCCUCCUCCUCCUCCUCCUCCUCCUCCUCCUUCUCCUCCUCCUCUUCUUCCUCCUCCUCUCUGUAUGUUAAAGUAAAUGUAAAUGCAGCUUGCUCAGCAGCUGAUUCGGUCCAGGUCACCAACAGGUCACCUGUCUGAAGUCUGACCUCUUCAGCUCUCUGCGGUAUCUCCUCCUCUGAACCGAGGACGUGACUCUGACUAAUCAUUGACCGACUCUGGAGUAGUUAGUGGGGUUAUUCAUUGACUGCAUCCCUGGCUCAGUAUCCUCUCCUGUGUUUUAUUUGUGUAUUUAUUUGGUGCUUUUUGUCGUGGAGAUCGUCGUGCUGUGAUUGAAGCAUUGAUUUCAUUCAGACCAAAAACAGGGCGGAUAGGAAAACGACUCAAAGUGUCUUAAUCCUGUGAGCAGUCACGUUUCACCCUCAGGAGGUGAACACCUGGACAUGUCAGGCCAUCAGUGUGUGUGUGUGUGUGUGUGUGUGUGUGUGUGUGUGUGUGUACUCUCCCCCUGCAGACAGGUGACCCUUUCUACCUCAGAGUAGUCCUCCUUCAGAGUGAGCCCAGCUGAGCUCUGUGAGGAGCUGUGAUGACACAUGAAGGGAGACGUCAGUGCAGAGCUGCAGAGAUGAGAUUAUCACUUUGUCCACAGGGGGCGCCACAGUCAACACAGACAGGAGCUUUAAUGAAUCACCAGAAAUGCCUUUUUUUAUGCAACAACUGUGACAAAGAGCGUUUACAUGUCUUUUCUUCAUAUUUGGGUGACUGAAUCCCUCCGCUGCCUUUUAAUUGAAGCAUGUUUUGAGUUUUCUUACAGACUGUUUGUGACCAAUGAGAGCCUGAACUGGAGUUGCUUCCUGUGACCUCUGAACUUUGAUUGUAAACCUCUUCACAAACAUUCAAACCUUUUAUUUGCUAUACUCUUUAUUUUGUACUAAUUUGAUGGAGUAAUCUCCGUGUACCUGCUUUGUUCUGUACAUCCAAAGAGACGUUUUGAAGGAGACCAAACGUUGAUUCAUGAUUUAUUGUUAUUCUUUUCUAACUUCAGUCUUAAAGCUGCACCAGAGGCUGCGUGUGGAAACAAGGACGCCUCGGUGUUUAUAGAGUUUGAUUGUUAAUUUGCUGUCAUUGUUUUGCCUUCAUUUAUAAUAUCAGUGUAUAUAUGCAUUCUGUUUGUGCAGUAUCAGAUAAAGACUUACUUCAGUAAA
Messenger RNA from Notolabrus celidotus (New Zealand spotty), 3869 nucleotides. RefSeq names its product solute carrier family 16 member 10 (gene slc16a10). NCBI's taxonomy places the organism in Eukaryota, Metazoa, Chordata, Actinopteri, Labriformes, Labridae. Gene Ontology annotation, biological process: transmembrane transport. The coding region runs from base 153 to 1622 and encodes 489 amino acids. The record is from RefSeq and is a predicted model, not a curated record. Gene Ontology annotation, molecular function: monocarboxylic acid transmembrane transporter activity. The transcript is spliced from 6 exons.